UCUUUCUCCACUUUAUUCUCCCAAGAAAUAACACAAUUUCCCGGAUUCAAACUUCUCUUUUUUCAACGUCUUCUAAAGAAAGUAAGAAUCUAUCGUCUCUAAUUCUUCUCUUUUUAUAGUAUAUAUAUAAAAAACUACUUUGCUCUUUUUCUUCAUCUGGUAGAGAGCAUUUACAUUAAUAAACUUCGGAGAAAAGCAAAAGAAGAUAGCACAAAGAAACAUCCAUCUUAUUAACUUUCUCUUUUUGUAUUAUCUCUAUAACUCACUUUUAAGUUUCCUCAGAGAUUCAAAAUCAAAAUCUUCCAGAAACUGCUUCAAGCUUCUACUUGAUCAAACUCAUGACCCACUUCUCAUAAAAAGCACCAACCAGUUCCAACUCUUUUCUCAUUCAUUUCUUUAGUUUCCGGCAAGAUUUGACACAGUUUUGUGUUCUGUUUUUUUUUUUUAUAAAUAUAAUAAUAAAAAUAUGGAUCGGAAGAGAGGGUGCAAGAUCAGGAAGAGAGGCUGUUCUUCCUCCUCCUCCUCUUCUCUUGCUCGUCGAAACCGCUUCAAACGCGCCAUUUUCGCCGGGAAAAGAGCCUCACUAGAAGACGGCGGCGGCUCAGGAACUCCGGUUAAGUCCAUCACCGCCGCUAAACCUCCCGUACUCUUACCGUUUUCUCCGGAAAACCCUCCUGUAUGUCAAUCACAGAAACGCUGCGUGUCAGCUAGAAAGCUGGCGGCAACGUUGUGGGAGAUCAGCGACGGCAAUACAGAACCUCCUGUAUCCAACGAAGAUUGCUUGAAAAACAAGAAACCACCGAGAAACAGAAGGAAGACAUCAACAGAAAUCCCUUUCCCUGAUUUCCCGCUAAAAUCAUCCCAUCCGGUUUCCCACGAGAGAAUCCUUCUCCAAGAUGAUGAUACAUUUCGUAGAAGAUCAAAAAUUCCACAGAAACUACAACUAAUCGAAUACAAAACCAUCGGCACAAACUCUGUGAAAACUCGUUUCAAGAAUGUCAGCGAGGGUUUAACGACGUCUAAAGAGCUGGUGAAAGUUUUAAAACGGAUCAGCCACCUCGGAGAUGAUCAUAAGAACGCGAGCAACCGUUUGAUCUCUGCUCUGGCUUAUGAACUAAACAGAGCAAGAUCUUCUCUAAAGCAUCUAAUGAGUGAGUUCAAUGCGGAGGAGGAGGAGAAGCGGAGGUUAGUAGAGAAGCUUCAAGAAGAAGCGGUGGCUGAGAGGAAACUCCGGCUAACAACGGAGAAGAUGAACAGAAGGUUAUUAAGAGAGCUCGCGGAAGCUAAGGAAACAGAGAGGAAGAUGAAGGAGGAGAUGGAGAGAGAGAAGAGAGCGAAAGACGUUCUUGAAGAAGUUUGUGAUGAGCUGGCGAGAGGUAUCGGAGAUGAUAAGAAGGAGAUGGAGAAAGAGAGAGAGAUGAUGCAUAUAGCUGAUGUUCUGAGGGAAGAGAGGGUUCAGAUGAAGCUCACGGAGGCGAGACACGAGUUUGAGGAGAAACACGCCGCCGUGGAGCGGCAGAAGAAGGAGCUCCGGCGGGUUGUGGAUGGGCAGGAGGAGAAAGGGUCGUCGGAGAUUCUCAGGGUUUUAGAGAUGUUAGAUGGUUCUGAUGAUGAUGAUGAUGAGGAGGAGGAGGAGGAGGAGAGUGAUCUUAAGUCGAUUGAGCUGAACAUGGAGAGUGGAUGUAAGUGGGGAUAUGUUGAAAGCCGGAGAGAUGGUCGGAGGGAGUCAAGAUUUGUUGGCUCCGGCGAAGAUGAUGAUGAUCAUGUGGAGAAGAGAUCAGUGAUCGUUGAUAAUGGGGAGAGAGAUGAAUCUUUGAAGACUCUAAGAGAGUACAUUGUUUCUAAUGUCAGAUUCAUAGGUUCCUCAUCGGCACUCACCUAAU
Brassica oleracea var. oleracea is the source of this 1883-nucleotide messenger RNA. RefSeq lists its product as uncharacterized. The coding region runs from base 467 to 1882 and encodes 471 amino acids. The record is from RefSeq and is a predicted model, not a curated record. The transcript has 3 exons. NCBI's taxonomy places the organism in Eukaryota, Viridiplantae, Streptophyta, Magnoliopsida, Brassicales, Brassicaceae.